CGCGUCUGCUCUGUUUUUUCUCCCUGCUGCAGCCGAAGUGAACCCAGCCAUAACCGAAGCCCCCAUCUGCAAAUUUGAAAAGCCGCCGGAUCUGCUCUGCUUCUUCCCCCUCUGCCGCCGGCUGCUACUGGUUUUUUUUCCUGGUAAAAUCAGCCCAGAAACUCCUCUUUUCAGCCUUGAUUUAUGUUAGGUCACUCUAAUCUUGUUGUUCUUUCAAUUGCUAGUGGCCCCGUGAAAGUCCCCCGAUUUUUCCCGUCGGCUCUCCCCCAUACCGCCAGCUCCAGCCUUGCUUGCUGAGCAUUUCUGGUCCUUGAUUGUCCUGAGGCCUUAGCACUGGGAUUAGGUCUUCUGUCCUGUGUAAUUAAGGUAAGUAAAUUUAUGGUAAUGCCCGUAUUGUUUUAAAAGCAUAUUUUGAAUUGUUUUUGAAAUGGUGGCGGGACUAAACCGUUUUAUGCAAAAGUAAAUAUGACUGAUUUAAAGUGAAGUUUUUAUGCUUUUCAUUAAAUUGAUCAUGCCUACUUGAAAUUUAAUUGAUUGUCCUAAUGAUUUGAAAGUGAUUGGUGAGUUAUGAUUUUUCUGUUAACUUUUGCCUGUUUUGUCUCCGAUGUGGUUAUGUUAUUACUGACCCUGCUAGCGGGGGUUAACGCUAGCACAUGUCAACAUGUUAUUGAUAGGACCGGUUCGUUUUACUGACCCUGCUAGUGGGGGUUAAACACCAGCAAAUACUGACCCUGCUAGUGGGGGUUAAACACCAGCAAAUACUGACCCUGCUAGUGGGGGUUAAACACCAGCAAAUACUGUAGCUUGCCAGUGGGAGGUUUAAACACUGGCCAUGACCUAUUGAGGAGACGUCUAUUUCUUCCCCAUACUGUAUCCGUUUUAAUUGUACUGUUGGCAUGCUAUCAGUUUAAUUGACUACUACUAAACUUUAUUCUGCAUAAGGGUUUAUCAUUGAUCAUUCCGUUUACGUUUAAACUGUUUAUUGGAAAUGCUCAAAUUUUACUC
Rubroshorea leprosula is the source of this 1005-nucleotide messenger RNA. Lineage: Eukaryota; Viridiplantae; Streptophyta; Magnoliopsida; Malvales; Dipterocarpaceae. The record is from the annotation of a GenBank genome assembly.